UUCAACAUAAUUACGAAGGUUGAACAUUUCUGGUGGAUGUUCGUAGAUCUGCUGUAACCGCUGUCUAACAUGGCGGCGCCCUCAACAAACACGCAGACGAUGUCUCAAGAAGGUGACGAAAGCCAAGAGCCUCAAACAUUUAAGGACUUAGGGAUCAUAGAGGAGUUGUGUGUUGCAUGUGAGCAUUUAGGAUGGAAAAGUCCCACAACAAUUCAGAAAGAAGCCAUUCCUGUAGCAUUACAAGGACGAGAUGUCAUAGGUCUUGCAGAGACUGGUUCAGGGAAAACAGGAGCAUUUGGACUUCCUGUGCUCCAGUCAUUGAUAUCACAACCACAACGGCUUUUCUGCCUGGUCUUAACUCCUACCAGAGAAUUAGCAUUCCAGAUUAAAGAACAAUUUGAUGCCCUUGGAAAAGCCAUGGGUGUGACAUGUGUUGUGAUAGUGGGAGGUAUGGACAUGACACAACAAGCACUGGAGCUCGGUAAGCGACCACAUAUCAUUGUGGCCACCCCUGGCCGUCUUGUGGACCAUUUAGAGAAGACAAAGGGUUUUAACCUGAAGGCACUUAAGUAUCUGGUGAUGGACGAGGCUGAUCGCAUCCUCAACAUGGACUUUGAGGAGGAAGUUGAUAAAAUCAUGAAACAGUUGUCACGAGAAAGGAGGACAAUGCUGUUUUCAGCAACCAUGACAAGUAAAGUUAAUAAGCUACAACGAGCUCAUUUAAAGGAUCCUAUAAAAGUAGAAGUUUCAUCAAAAUAUCAGACAGUCAGUAAAUUACAACAGUCAAUGAUAUUCAUCCCCUGCAAGCAUAAGCAUAUGUACCUCGCUUAUAUUUUAAAUGAAAUUGGCAACCAGUCUGUCAUCAUAUUCUGUGCCACUCAACUCUCUACACUGAAAACAGCACUCAUACUCCGCAACCUUGGCUUCACAGCCAUUCCCUUACAUGGCAAAAUGUCUCAGAACAAACGUCUGGGUGCCUUGAAUAAGUUCAAAGCCAAGGAACGGUCUAUUCUUUUAGCUACAGAUGUGGCAUCAAGAGGACUUGACAUCCCAAGUGUUGAUUAUGUGAUCAACUUUGAUGUGCCAAUGCACAGCAAAGAUUACAUUCAUCGUGUUGGCAGAACAGCAAGAGCUGGAAAGUCUGGCAUUGCCAUAACAUUCGUGUCUCAGUAUGAAGUGGAGGUUUACCAAAGAAUUGAGAAGUUGCUAGGAUACAAGUUGGAUGUCUACCCCACAGUCAAAGAGGAGGCUCUUGUAUUGGAAGAGAGGAUUGCAGAAGCUGAAAGAUUUGCAAAGCUUGAAAUGGCUAGGCUUAAUGAAAAGACAGGCAAGAAGGGAAAGAAGCGGGAUCAUGGAGAUGAUACUGAGGAGAGUCUUGGUGUCAGAAAUCGUAUCAACAAAAAGAAAAAGUUCAAGAAAUAGGCAGUUGGUGAAUGUUUGAAAUUAUUGCAUUGUUAUGAUUGAAGAUUAUUUGGAUAUGAAAGUUGCUAAUAUUUUUAUAUGUAUGAACUAAAACUGACGGUUUGCUUAAAAAUACUGAAGAUCCAAUUUGUUUUUCUUUCUUUCUUUCCAAGUCUUAAUCAUCUUUUUUUCUGUAUACCAUACUUCAACCAUAGAUACCAAGCUCGUCAUCAACCAUGUCUCUUGGAUCUUUGUCACUAAAAGUCAAAAGAUACUACAUUUUUACAAGAAUUGGCUUUUAAAGCCAGAUAGAAAAAUUGCUACAUCUAUGCAUUCAAAACAACUAGGCAUGUGUAUUUUCAUUUACAAAUUUGUUAUUUUGCUGAUAAUCCAAACUGGUAAGCAGCAUUAAUUUUGGACCUAUCAGUUCUUGCACUGAACUGUCUUGAAGCUUUAAUUAUCUUUGGUUCAACUUGGCCUUCAGAUAUCUUGUCAAAGCCGGAAAUAUCAUAAAAUGAAUAUCAGUUUAAAUGCAUUAGGUAGUACUCAGCUUAAAAUCAGUGUUCUCUGUAUACAAAGAAAAAAUAAUAUAGUUAAUGCACAUUUAUACUAAUCAAUAUUAAGAAUAAGACAAACAUUGGUCUGUCUUUUACUUUUUGAUAAAGUAUUUUCCAAACUCAUAAAAUAUGCUGCCAAUCAUGCUUGGCAAUCAUAAAUAUACAAGGCAGAUAUUAUAAGACCAAUUAGCAUUACCAAAGGAACAGUCUACAAGAUUACAAUCUGAAAGUUUACAAAAUGAAAUUUCAAGGGUUUCAAAGAAAAUAUUCCUACAUUUUAGGAAAUUCUUAGAACAUCGAGUCUCCAAACACCACAUGUAAAAUUUAAGGACCUUCUGCAAGGAUCUUCUGUCAGUGUUUUCAGUAAAUUUCGGAAAUCGUCCA
Penaeus vannamei (Pacific white shrimp) is the source of this 2342-nucleotide messenger RNA. It is a transcript of the gene pths, whose product is annotated as probable ATP-dependent RNA helicase DDX47. NCBI's taxonomy places the organism in Eukaryota, Metazoa, Arthropoda, Malacostraca, Decapoda, Penaeidae. The record is from RefSeq and is a predicted model, not a curated record. Gene Ontology annotation, molecular function: nucleic acid binding; RNA helicase activity; ATP binding.